Molecule: messenger RNA, 4392 nt
Organism: Mycetomoellerius zeteki
Lineage: Eukaryota; Metazoa; Arthropoda; Insecta; Hymenoptera; Formicidae
Exons: 2
Coding region: 1-4392 (1463 amino acids)
Biological process (GO): DNA integration
Molecular function (GO): nucleic acid binding
Source: RefSeq, a predicted model, not a curated record
AUGGACCUUCCAUCUAUGUCUAAGGAGAAUUCCAGCGAGCUGAGGCUAAUUGCGGAUGGCGCGUCCAAGCAUGUACGUGCCCUACAAGCACUCCAGCGCCCAACAGCCCACUGGGAUGAUAUUCUUGUGUAUAUUCUAAGCGCUAAGCUCGACACAAUCACUCUGCGAGAGUGGCAGUCCUCUUUGGCCGGCACGGAGCUCCCGACUCUGAAGCAGAUUAUCGAGUUUAUAUCGCAUCGCUGUCAGAUUCUAGAAGCGACAGGCAAGUCUUCAAUCGUUUCAACCAAAAGUAACAAUCCGCGUAAUUCGUUACAGGCAAGGCGCCAGUCCGCAUGUACGGCAACAAUCGGUUAUAAAUGCAGUUUCUGCCAAGGCGACCACUCGAUUUAUAAAUGCAAGGAUUUUCUAGCCCUUCCAAUACCGCGUAGAAAUUCAGAAAUCCGUAGCCGCAAAAUCUGUAUCAAUUGUUUACGUUCUACAACGCAUGUAGCUAGCAAAUGCCCUUCAGGCGGUUGCAAAAAUUGUAAGGCCAAACAUAAUGCGCUACUGCACACGACAACCGUUACUAGCACACAAGAUCACGACAAGGAAAAUUGCGCGAAUCAGGUUAUAGCCACGUCUCAAGCGACCUUGGCCACACACGCGUCGAGUCUCUCUGACAAUAAAGGUGCUAUACUCUCGACUGCCGUGGUGUACAUCUAUGAUAAAGAAGACAGGCUCAUCGAGGGCCGUGCAUUGUUAGAUUGCGGUUCGCAGGCUAACUUUAUUUCCAGGAAAUUUUUAACCAAGCUUGGCUUAAAACCAAGAUCGAUAAGCGUAGUUAUCUCAGGGGUGGAUGGCGCGACCACCACGUCUAAUCAGAGCGUCCGCUUGAAGCUUCAAUCUCGCUUAAAUGCAUAUUCAACAGACAUCGAAUGUAUUGUCACCGAGCAAGUGACGGGCAAACUACCCGCGGCCACCUUAGAUCGUGGGGCUUUCGACAUUCCUCGCAAUUUAGAGUUGGCUGACCCGCAUUUUUAUAAAUCAUCUAAGGUUGAUUUAUUACUAGGUGUCGACGUAUUCUGGGACUUGGUAUGCGUGGGGCAGGUGCAGUCCUCACCCAAACACCCAACUCUGCAAAAGACGCGUUUAGGGUGGAUCUUGGCCGGUCGAAUCGGCCUUUCAUCGAGCAAUCCGCGAGGGGUAAGCACCUUUCACGCGACUAUAACUAACGCACAGAUACACGACCAGUUAAACCUCUUCUGGCAUCAGGAAGGUUGUGUUGGGCGCCCCAUUGAUCGUACCCUCGUGGAGAUUCGGUGCGAACAACACUUCUUAAACAGCGUUUCCCAAAACCCAGAUGGUAGAUUUGUGGUAAGGCUUCCCAUCAAGGAGCAUAUAAUCAGCGAAAUAGGUCGUUCAAGGGACAUAGCGUUAAAGCGUCUAAAGAACCUCGAGAAACGUUUUGAUCGUGAUCCUAACCUAAGAGUACAAUAUACGGAGUUCAUGAAUAAAUAUCUAACAUCAGCGCAUAUGAAGGUUGUAGAUGAACAUUCCGACGAAGUUUUUUACUUACCGCAUCAUUGCGUUUUUAAGGGCUCUGGUCAAUCUUCCAAAAUCCGCAUUGUCUUUGAUGCAUCGUGCAAAAGUAACACAGGCGUCAACGAUGUACUCACAACGAGACUGCAAAGAAUAUUGUGGCGCGAUAAUGUAAGAUCGGACAUCAAGGGAUUUGAGUUAACGACAGUUACGUACGGUACUUCCUCCGCCUCAUAUUUAGCGACGAGAUGUCUGACAUACUUGGCGGAACAACAUGAAGCGACGUUUCCGGUAGGAUCAAGAUGCGUCAGGCAAGACUUUUAUAUGGACGAUAUGCUCACGGGGGCAGACACGAUUACUGAAGCCGAGUUAAUAGUAAAGGAAGUUACGCAAUUACUACGACUAGGUUUAUUCGAACUCAGUAAAUGGGCAUCAAAUUGCCCACAGUUACUCGAUUAUGUGGGUGGUCAGCAUGGUGACUCAAUCGUCAUUAGUAGUAGCGAACAUCCACGCGUAUUGGGAGUUUUAUGGAGCCAAGCAAACGACAAGUUAGGGUUUUCGUAUAAGACGAACGUAGAUCAUCAUACGGUAUCAAAGCGCGCAAUAUUAUCAGAAACCGCUAAAUUGUUCGAUCCCUUAGGAGUGCUAGGGCCUAUUAUAGUUACGGCAAAAAUCAUCCUCCAAGAGCUUUGGCAAGCGGGUUGUCAAUGGGAUGAAUCCGUUCCUCAAGCCAUACAAUCACGAUGGCUAAAAUUCAAAUCGCAGUUACCUGAGAUAAACAGAUUGCAAAUUAAUCGAUGCGUCAAAUUUGCUUCAGAUCCUCGUCACGUUCAAAUAUAUGGGUUUUGUGAUGCCAGUCAGUGUGCCUAUGGAGCAUGCAUAUACGUCCGAACGGAGGGUAGCAACGAGUAUCGCUUGGAGAUUCUCUGUUCAAAAUCUCGCAUUGCACCUCUCAAGACGGUGUCUCUGCCAAGGUUGGAACUAUCCGCAGCAUUGUUACUAGCUCAGCUGUUGGAAAAGGUUAAAGAUUCUUUUGACCUAUCGCAAUAUGACAUCUUCCUUUGGUCGGACUCGACGAUAGCAUUAAAUUGGUUGACUUUACCUUCCCGGAAGUGGACAGCCUUCGUGGCCAACCGAGUCGGUGAAAUACAACGUAUCACUAGGAUAGAGUGUUGGGCUCACGUUUCCUCUGCUGAUAAUCCUGCGGACGUGUUAUCGCGUGGGCUCAAUCCCCACGAGCUGGCAAACUCUUCAUUGUGGUGGCAAGGCCCCGCCUUCCUACGAUCUCCUCAAGAUAAAUGGCCAAGCGGUGGAUUCAAUCGACUCGCGAAUGGCAUGCCGGAGGCGCGGGUAGUCUCUGCAGUCGUAGUUUCUUUGGAAGGUUCCGUAAUAGAUGAAUUGACAGGCAAAUUCUCUAGUUUAAAUAAAAUAUGUCGCAUUUUGGCCUAUUGCCUUAGGUUUCGCAGGGCGUGUCGCCCGAAUCCGCCGACUAGGUUUGCCUCACAUGACGAAAUGUUACGCGCACUAAAUAUAGCAUGUAGUACAAUACAAAGGGCCUCGUUCCCCGAGAAGUAUAAGGCAUUAAACAAGGGGGGACCCAUCAGCACAUCCAGUAAAUUGCUCUCACUAUCUCCCUUUAUGGAUGAAAUCGGUCUAAUUCGCGUGGAAGGCAGGUUGAAAAACUCCAAUCUAGGCGAGGCGCGACACCCGAUAUUGCUCCCUCGCGAACACGAUUUUACAAAACGCGUGAUAAAUCAUGAACAUGUAUGUAAUAUGCAUGCCGGCGCGCAGGCUACUAUGGCCGCCGUAAGACAGCGCUUUUGGCCUCUUGCACUACGGUCUAGUACGCGCAAAAUCCUUCGGAACUGCAUAACAUGCUUCAGAGCCAAACCGGUUCCAUCAGAGGCAUUCAUGGGCUCCUUGCCGGCCAGUCGCGACACGGUAUCAAUGCCAUUUUCGCAUUGUGGCGUAGACUACGCUGGUCCAAUUGUAAUCAAAGAGGUCAAACGUCGAAACGCCCGUAAUAGCAAGGCAUACAUUUCCAUUUUCGUAUGCUUCGCCACAAAGGCGGUGCAUAUUGAACUAGUGAGCGAUCUCACUUCGGACGCGUUCAUCGGUGCGCUUAGAUGUUUUAUAUCCCGAAGAGGUAAACCGAUAUGUAUAUACUCUGACAAUGGAACUACAUUUACAGGAGCUAACAACCAGCUUAAGGAGAUCCGAGACUUCCUCAAUUCUCAGCAAGUGCAAACGGAUGUAAAACAAUUCCUUUGCGAACAAGAAACUGCGUGGAGCUUCAUCCCACCUAACGCGCCUCACUUCGGAGGAUUGUGGGAGGCAGCCGUGAAGGCGGCCAAGUAUCACAUGUCGCGAAUCAUUGGCAAGGCUCACUUAACCUUCGAGGAGUUGCAGACGGUACUUGCUGAGAUUGAGGCAAUCUUGAAUUCGCGUCCUCUUACACAAUUAAGUAGCGACCCGAAUGACUUCUCCUACCUCAGUCCAGGGCAUUUUCUGGUCGGAACGGUUAUGAAUAGCCUUCCUUGCCGAGACUUAUGCGACGUGAACGAGAACCGACUGACGCGAUGGCAGCGAGUAGACCAGAUGAGACAGCAUUUUUGGAAAAGAUGGAGCACCGAGUAUCUCCAUUCCCUGCAAGAGCGCCUUAAGUGGAAGGUCAACAAAGGUGCACAAUUAAAAUCUGGACAGCUCGUGCUCGUAAGACAACAAGGCCUAGCUCCGAUGCAAUGGUUAUUAGGGCGAGUCCAAGAAGCUCACAUCGGUUCCGACGGUAUCGUACGGACCGCUACUGUUCAAACGAUCAAGGGGUCAUGCGUGAGACCUCUCUCUAAACUAGCGAUACUGCCUAUAGAGUCAUAA